This is a messenger RNA of Hordeum vulgare subsp. vulgare (domesticated barley), 2081 nucleotides long. Its product is annotated as sodium/hydrogen exchanger 1-like. The record is from RefSeq and is a predicted model, not a curated record. Lineage: Eukaryota; Viridiplantae; Streptophyta; Magnoliopsida; Poales; Poaceae. Gene Ontology annotation, cellular component: membrane. Bases 162 to 1802 code for a protein of 546 amino acids. Gene Ontology annotation, molecular function: sodium:proton antiporter activity. The transcript has 15 exons. Gene Ontology annotation, biological process: regulation of pH; sodium ion transport; proton transmembrane transport.
CUUCAGGCUUCCGUGCCUCUGCUUUCUUGUUUCUUGGGCUGUGGGGGCUGCUUGCUUUCUUGGCGAUUCAUCGGUCCUAUAAUCACUGUGCCGCUCCUCUGGUUUCUUGAUUGGCUGCCGGAGGCUGGGGGAGACCGGGAUCCGCCGUGGUGGCGGCCGGCAUGGGGCCCGAUUUGGGGGCGCUCGCUCUCAGGUACACGGGGCUGGCGGUGUCGGACCACGACUCCAUCGUCGCCAUCAACAUCUUCAUCGCGCUGCUCUGCGGCUGCAUUGUCUUCGGCCACCUGCUCGAGGGGAACCGCUGGGUCAAUGAAUCCACCACCGCGAUCGUCCUGGGGCUCAUCACCGGUGGUGUCAUUCUGCUCUGCACCAAGGGGGUGAAUUCGCGCAUUCUUAUCUUCAGCGAGGAUAUUUUCUUCAUCUACUUGCUCCCGCCCAUCAUAUUUAACGCCGGGUUUCAAGUAAAGAAAAAGCAAUUCUUCCGCAACUUUGCAACGAUUAUUUUAUUUGGUGCUGUUGGAACAUUGAUAUCCUUUGUAAUAAUCACGCUCGGUGCUAUGGGAUUGUUCAGAAAACUUGAUGUUGGUCCACUUGAGCUUGGGGACUAUCUCGCAAUUGGGGCUAUCUUCUCAGCAACCGAUUCUGUUUGCACCUUACAGGUGCUUAACCAGGAUCAAGCACCCCUACUCUAUAGUCUAGUUUUUGGUGAAGGUGUUGUUAAUGAUGCUACAUCAGUUGUGCUCUUCAAUGCAAUUCAAAACAUUGAUCUUAAUCAUUUUGAUGUCUUGGUUCUACUACAAUUGAUCGGAAAAUUUCUCUACCUAUUCCUCACCAGCACCGUUCUUGGAGUAGCUGCUGGAUUGCUUAGUGCAUACAUUAUUAAGAAACUUUGUUUUGCAAGACACUCAACUGACAGAGAAGUUGCUAUCAUGAUACUCAUGGCAUACCUUUCGUAUAUGCUGUCAAUGCUCCUGGAUCUGAGUGGCAUUCUAACCGUGUUCUUCUGUGGAAUAGUAAUGUCACAUUACACUUGGCAUAAUGUCACAGAAAGCUCAAGGGUUACUACCAAGCAUACCUUUGCAACUUUAUCAUUCAUUGCUGAGAUUUUUCUUUUUCUCUAUGUCGGGAUGGAUGCAUUGGACAUUGACAAAUGGAAAUUAGCUAGUAGCAGUCCUAAGAAACCAAUUGCUUUAAGCGCUGUUAUAUUGGGUUUGGUUAUGGUUGGAAGAGCAGCAUUCGUAUUCCCUUUAUCUUACCUAUCCAACUUAAGUAAAAAAGAGUCACAUCCAAAGAUUUCCUUCAACCAACAGGUAAUCAUAUGGUGGGCAGGUCUCAUGAGAGGAGCAGUUUCAAUUGCACUUGCUUAUAACAAGUAUACAACAUCUGGUCAUACUGCCGUGCGAGUUAAUGCUGUCAUGAUCACAAGCACAAUCAUUGUUGUUCUGUUCAGCACAAUGGUUUUCGGCUUGCUGACUAAGCCUCUGAUUAAUCUCCUCGUCCCACCAAGACCUGGCACUGCAGCUGAUAUCUCAAGCCAGUCAUUCCUAGACCCACUUACGGCGAGCUUGUUGGGGUCGGACUUCGAUGUUGGCCAGCUGACCCCCCAAACAAACCUCCAGUAUCUUCUCACAAUGCCAACUCGCUCGGUUCAUCGUGUAUGGCGCAAGUUCGAUGAUAAGUUCAUGCGCCCAAUGUUUGGGGGAAGAGGCUUCGUCCCAUUUGUGCCUGGUUCACCCAUAGAGAGGAGCGUCCAUGGACCUGGCUUGUUGGGCACUGUGACAGAGGCAGAAAACCGUAGUUAAGUUGAAGCUCAGAAGGUGCAAGUAUAUUUCUUGUAAAUGUUCAGAUAUCACUCAAUUUUGCUCUUGGGAGUUCUUUUGGUGUAUUGUUGCUAUGUGUUGGUGUAUAUUAUGCAGAUAGUUUCUGUAGAACCAUGUAAGCUGUGUAGUUUUCUGGGAGCAAUUCAAGAUGUACAAUUUCAUCUGUAAAAUUCGUUGUUGUUCAGACAGAACAAUCGGAUGGAUGCUGGAUAUUAACAUUCAUGUAUAAAAGGAACUCAGGUGGAAACUAUUAGAAUUUUA